AAGGCUAUAAGAGGACCGUCCGGAAUUCGCCCCCGCACAAUUCGCCUCAACUCCCAGCACAGUGCGCGUCGUGUUGUUGCUCUUGCACGGGACGACGUCAACAUGCCGACGAUCCACCGCAAAUUGGUGUUUCUUGCAAUCUGUGCGGCGAUUCUCGCGUGCCAGACCGCGAGUGCAGCGCCCGGCGAACUGAAGGCGAAGGACGAGAAAGUGGAGAGCGGCGAACCUGAGGCGAAGGCGACCGAGGAGAAGGACGAGGUGCUGAAGAGCGCCGAGACGGCGCGAAUCGUCAAGCAGGUGAACCACGUGAACGAGGACAACUCGUACACGGUGGGCCACGAGGCGGAGGACGGCAGCUUCAAGAUCGAGACGCGGUCGGCCGACGGCCACGUCAAAGGCACGUUCGCGUUCGUCGACGCGGCCACGGGCGCGCUCAAGCGCUUCGUCUACUCGACGCGCCCCGAGGACGCCGCCCUCAUCAACCCCCCCGCCAUGACUAACCUUCCUACUCCGCCUGUUGCAGAAAACAAAAAGCGGCGCCAGCUGCGCUACCGCCGCCCCCAGGACUCCGAGAGCCCCGACGACCCCUCGCAGGCCCUCACCAUGCUGCUGAGGCGCAGCCGUCAGGGUUCGCGCACCGACGCCGACGAGCUCCUCCGCCUCCAGCAGCAACAACAGCAGUUCUACCAGCCGGGCGUCGACUCGGGUGACGUCUACGGCGCCGACGGACAACUUCGGCAACACCUGCUGCGUGGCAGAGUCCAGAGCGCCGUCCUGCGCCACCUGACGCCAGGGCAGCUCUCCGAACUGCACCAGUACGUCACCCCUGAGGCCAGACGCGCCCUGAACCCCUCCCUCAGGGCCCUGAUGAGCCCCGUCCUGGACUAUCUGUCCAACAGGGACGAGUACUACGACCCCUACCUCUCCUACUACCCUGGCCAGUACCAGAGACCUGCUGCAGCCUACAACCCCUACUACCCUUCGGCGGCCGCCCCUUACGAAGACUUGCGACUCGCCCUGAUCCAACGCAUGCUCUUGGCCGCCCGUCUCCUGGGGCUGGACAACUCGUUGCCCCUGGGGCGACUCAGCGGGGGUGGUUACGAAGGUGACCAGUACAGCGACCGGCUGGUGGGGCAGCGAUUCUACACGCAGCCUGACCCGCGCCUCUCAUCCUACAACCUUCGCUCCCUCCCCUACCAGCAGGCGCUGCAGUUGGCCCGCGAGACGCACGAACGCCAACUGGCCGCCUACCAGGCCUCCUACGCCACCAGACCGACCUACCCUGAGCCCAGUGCCACCCCCUUCGUGAUCCACACCCCCGACCCUGCCGGCGUCGAGUACGAGUACUCCACGGUGACCCCCGCCUCGGCCGUUCGCGCCACCUCAGCCCGGCCGAGUAACAUCCAGCGUGUGCGAAACGUGCAGGUCAUCACGGCGGCCACGGCCACCCCGUCCCCCUCCUCCACCACGGUGGCGCCCAGGAACCGGUACUGACUAAUGGCUCUCGGCCUGCUGCUUGUCGCUUGGGUCGCCGUCCAGUUGGCCGCUCCACCCACAUCCCUGUGCGCUUUUCGCAGGACCAAGUGGAGUCCCAACAAGCGACCCUGAGAGAUGACAUCGAUCCUUUCCCUCCCAAGGCUGCUAAUAAGUUAUUUCGCACACAUGUCCUUUGUUGUAAAAAUUUAAUUGAACAAAUAAAUCACCUGUUUUUAAUUUAAUA
Messenger RNA from Neocloeon triangulifer, 1720 nucleotides. RefSeq lists its product as uncharacterized. The coding region runs from base 103 to 1494 and encodes 463 amino acids. Lineage: Eukaryota; Metazoa; Arthropoda; Insecta; Ephemeroptera; Baetidae. The transcript has 2 exons. The record is from RefSeq and is a predicted model, not a curated record.